AUGUUCUCAUAUAAUUGGGCCUUAGAUUUUUAAAGGGAACACUUGAUGAUAAAUGAAUCCAUUCUAACCUACUACAGGAUUGGAAUCAAAUUUCUUUAGUUAAGUUAUUCGUUAUAUAAUUACGAUGAUAUAAUUUUUAGGAUCACACAAUUAAUCUUGCCGAUUAUUUCAUCGAUUAUUUAAAUUUAUCAAAUGCAAAAACUAAAACAAUACAUCUAUGGGUACUACUAUCGAGUGAUCUUGGCUAUUAAUCUGUUAAUUAUUGGCAUUUGUUUGCAAUAUAUGUUGCAUGAAUUAUUUCAAUAACAUUAAUUUAAAGAAAUCUGGAUACUUCUAAUAAUUUUGCCCUAGUUUUAUUUCCAAAAUUAAAUCAAAAUGGAUUUGUAAAAGCAUUUUAUCAAUUUCUAAAAUUCAAGCAUAGAAAAUUGCAACUUUGUGCUUUUCUAAAUCAUUUACAAUAUCACUAAACAGAAAAACACCUAUAACCAAAAGAUAGUAUAUCUUAUGUUUCUGUCAAAACACAUUAAGGCAUGUUAUGAUAUUGAUUGUAUCUGCAAACAAAGUCCUUUAUAGAAGAAUUUUGAAUAAAUCUCCUAUGAAAUAUACUUUAAAGACUUAUUAUCUCAAUAUGAAAGUUUGAUUUCAACUAUGUCCUUCAAAUGCACCUAGGACUAACAAGUUUUUGGUUACUUACAACUGUUAUUUUUUCAAAAGUAAUACCUAUAAAUUUAUUAAUACUUCUAAAUAAUUUUUCAAAAGUCAGAUAGAGCUAAAUUUCAAAAUUAAAUUUUAAUGACAGACCAUUAUAAGUUGAAAAAAAAAGUUUUCAAAAUUAAUUAUCUGCACAAAUUAAUAGUGUUAAAAGUGGCUUAAGAGUUAAUGAGAUUAGAUAUUGCUCAACAGUUUUCAAAUCAAAAGAAUACAUUGUUGAAUGAAUCAUAAAAAAUUCAUUUUGCCAUUAAAUCCUAUCUCGAUGUUGAAGGGCAAUGUGUUUAAAUCAGAAAAAUAAUAAGUUAGGUAUUAUAAUAGAAAAUCAACUAUUUGGAAAAAAUUAAUUCAAAUAUCUCUAAAGAAAAAUUAGAGAAACUUGCUUACAAAUCCAUACAAAAUUAGAUAGACGGACUAAAAUAAUUGAAAUCAUACUUUAAAAAAACAUUAGGUACUUAGUAUCUUUUAUUUUAUAGAUUAGAAGUAAUAAAAUAUUUUGAUGUUUUAUCAGAUGGAAAUUUUAAAUGAUAUGAUCUCCUCUUAAAAUCAAAAAUCAUCAUCUAACUACAAUGAUGAUAUUAAUUUGAAAUUCAGCAACGCAUUCUUGUCAAAUCAAUUCUCCAAUAUGAUAAUUUAAAUAAACAAUAAGCAAAGUAUCAAAAUUCUCAAAUACAAAUAUAAUCAAUUAGAAAAAUUCGACAAAUUAGAGACACUGAACUUUUAAGAUAUGAUACCUAAUUUUAUUCAAGUGUCGCAUAUGAAAUUAAUAGAGAAUUUUAUAGCAGGCAGACAAAAUAAGUUUUAUUAAUAACUCAAUGAAUCUUACAUUCAAAUCUCUCCUUGUUUAUGUAAAAAAAUUGAUUUACUAAUGGAUUUAAGUUAAUUAAACUUAACCUCUAUUGAAAUGAUUGUAUUUUUCAAAAAGAAAAAGGAACAUUCAUAUAGUAUUUUUCUAGAUGAUACUAAAAGAAUCUUAAAUAUUGAUGAUGAGUUGUUUUGUGAUGUAUUCAAUAUUGAUGGAGUCUUUGCUUAAUAUUUUAUUGGUUUGGACAUGUGCACUAUUUAUAAAGAUAUAGAUCAAUUAAUAGAGGAUAAAUUUUAUAGUUUAUAGACAUUUUAUUUCGUAGACCCAAAUAGGAUCAAUGCUUCUAUUUUUAUACAAUCGUCAUAAGCGAAAAUUCAAUAAUUAUGGAAUUACCAGCAAACUUUGAUAUGCUAUUAAUGUGAUUUAUCAAUUUCUUAAUAGAGAAAUGAAUAUGGCUCUAGUUAUUAUGAACUUAUUAUAAAAAAUCCAAAACGUGUUUAUAAUAAUGGAGAUACUUAUAUUUAUUAAUUAAGACAAUCAGAAAAUGUAAUUGCUACUACACAUUUAGAUGAGUCUAUUAUAGUGGAUAAACCGUUUGCAAUGGAUUAGAGCAUUCAUGAAGAAAAGUUAUAUAACCAAUAAUGUAUUUUAAAAUCCGAAUUAGCAUGUUAAAACUUGAUGUAAUCAGAUAUUUAAUAGGAUGAAUAAUUAGUGGCAAUGAAAAAUGAAGAAGAGCAACAUGUAAGUGAGUAAUUAGAUAUGAAUACACAGAAGAAAAAAAAUUGGAAUCAAAAGCUUUAAACAGAAGGCAUAUCCUCUCAAUAAUCUGGAGUUUCAGCUAUGCAAAAAUCAAUAUAUUAUCGAUAAUUUUCACUGGUUUAUGAGCUUGCCAACUCUAAAAAAAUCCCUUAGAUUUUUAAGAAAAUGAUAUAUUUCAGAAUAUUGUUAACUAUAAUAUCAAUAGUUGGUUUUAGUUUGGUAAUUAUUUCUAUUAUAGACAUAGUAUUUGUAUGAGAUAGAUCUUUUUCAUCAUUUUCAGAAGGAUUUCAAACUAUUAGGUAUGAAAAAUGAUAUCUUCUAUCCUAUUUUGUCCUUUCAAUUGAUUCGGUUGUCAAUAGUAAAUUAUAAUGUCGAAGUUUAUGCUAAGUUAAUUACAUAAUAGUAAUAUUUGGAAUUAUUAGUUUAUCCAAAAUCAAAAUUAAUAGGAAGUUACGAAAAACUAAAGAAUGGAAUUUCAGGUAUCUUAAGUGAACCUAUUUUUUUUUCUCUUUAUCAAGAUUAAUAUUUAAAUCUGGAAUUUUUGUAAAAAGGAAAUGUUGGUGAAACAGAUGUUCUUAGUCUUCGAAAUAGUUUAAUUACUUUACUGAAUUAUUAAUACGACACUUAAAAUGCUUACAUUUAGACUGGAGCAGCUGAUUAUGGAAGUCCUUACUUUUAUUAUAUUUACAAGAAUAUGCAUACUUUAUUGAAUGCUUUUACAGAGGCUAAUUUAGUUGCCUUUGAUUCCUAACAAUAACACUUAGACGAUUCUUAGCAAAAAAUAAUAGUCAUGUUUAUUGUUUUAAGUUUCUUUUUCGUAAUGAUCUAAUUCACAUUAACUGUAUCUGAUUUAUUCUUUUAGAUACAAAAGGAAAAAUUGAAAAUCUUACUGUUGAAUUAAGAUUAAAAUUUCUUAAAUUUAGAAAUUCAAAGAUUAACAUUAUUGUAAGAAUUGAUUGAGAAGAAUUAUUAAUAAAUUUAAAAUUACAAACUGAAUUUUUCAGAAAAAGAUGAGUAUUUUGGAAUUAUUAAAUCGUAAUGCACUAAUCAUUCAAAACACCAAUAAAAAAAAAACACAAUGUCACCUUAGUAUUACAAGCUUAAAUCAAUAUUAUUAACAUUAACUCACUUUGGAGUAUUAGCUGUGUCAUUCAUUAUUUUAACUACACAAAUCUAUCAUACAUAUACAAAAAUAAAACAAACUGGGAAGUUAUACUAAGUAUUUGCCAAUUUAAACAUUAAUGUUUUAAGUAUAUAUCAAACAAGAGAAAUUCUAUAUUAUAAAACGGCAUUGCCAUUUUUAAAUUCAACAGAUCUAAAUCAAUACUACAAAAUUGCAUAAGAGAGCUUAACAGGGUUGGAAUAGUACAUUGAUUAAUCAUGGACAUUUUAACUUAAUGAUUAUUUCUUUGAUUCAGAAUUUUCGUAUCUUUUGGAUAGCUUCAGUAAUGGAAAUUUAUGUGACGACUUAGUUGUAAUUCAAUUUAAUAAUCUUAGGCAUUAGAUAAAUCUUACAAUAUUUGUAAUACUACUCUUGGUGGAGUGUUACAGAAGGGAUUUUCAACUGCUUUGAUAGAUAUAAAGAAUCAGAUAAAGACUGAGUUUGAAUAUACUAAUUUUACAAAUAGAUCAAAUUUUCCGAUUUUAGAAUUAGAAGGGAUUACGAUUUUGAGUUACGGUCUCCAGUAUAUACUUGAAAGGUUUUAUUCUGAUUUAUUUUAUUAUAAUUAGGCAGUUGAGGUGGAUUAUAAUGUAAGAUAUUAUUUUAAUUUUUAGAUAAUUACAGUGGCUUGUUUAUGCAUUUCUAUAAUAAAUGGGUUAUUUUUGAUUAAGUUUGAUUAGAUAGUGUAAUUGAGAAAUUAUAAGCUUUUGACUAAGUUCAUAUAUUCGGUACCUUUGGCAGCAAUAUUGUUUGAUGAUAAUUUUUUGAGAAAUACGAGGAGUUAUUUUGUGAAUGAGAAAUUGAUUUGA
This is a messenger RNA of Paramecium octaurelia, 4243 nucleotides long. The record is from the annotation of a GenBank genome assembly. Lineage: Eukaryota; Ciliophora; Oligohymenophorea; Peniculida; Parameciidae.